Molecule: messenger RNA, 1997 nt
Organism: Galleria mellonella (greater wax moth)
Lineage: Eukaryota; Metazoa; Arthropoda; Insecta; Lepidoptera; Pyralidae
Product: sodium-dependent nutrient amino acid transporter 1-like
Exons: 13
Coding region: 121-1902 (593 amino acids)
Biological process (GO): sodium ion transmembrane transport
Cellular component (GO): membrane
Molecular function (GO): L-amino acid transmembrane transporter activity
Source: RefSeq, a predicted model, not a curated record
AAUAAAUAGAUACAAAUGUUUUAAAGUAACCUUUAUUUGUGAUACAUAAUACGAAGUGGUUGGCUGCAUAAAAUAAAGUGAAUGUAAGCGUAGAUACUUUAAAAUCAUAAACAGAAAAAAAUGGAAAAGGACAAAACGCAAGGACGUCCAAAAUGGGACAACCAAAUCGAGUUCCUUAUGUCCUGCAUCGCUACAUCUGUAGGCCUCGGCAACGUGUGGCGGUUUCCGUUCGUCGCUUACCAGAACGGCGGCGGCGCUUUCCUUAUACCCUACGUUAUUGUCCUAUUACUUAUUGGCAAACCCAUGUAUUACUUGGAGACAGUGCUGGGUCAAUUUAGUAGUAGUAAUUGUGUGAAGAUUUGGGCUCUAUCACCAGCUAUGAAAGGUACGGGAUACGCUCAGGCCCUAGGAGCUGGUUAUGUAUUGUCAUACUACGUUUCUAUCAUUGCUCUAUGUUUAUACUACCUGGCUGUGAGCUUUCAAUCCACGCUGCCAUGGGCUGUAUGUUUAGAUGAGUGGAUAAUUGAAUACAAUUGCAUUGAUGCAAACAGUAAUGUAAAUCCUGAAUUACUUGGGAAUGCAACCAGCAGUACCGAAUUAUAUUUUAAACAUACAGUACUUCGGCAAUUAGAGAGCAUUCACGAUGGUAUUGGAGCUCCGUUAUGGGACUUAUCGCUUUGUUUACUGGCUUCCUGGCUCAUAAUAUUUUUCAUCGUAGCUCGCGGCGUGAAAAGCUCUGGAAAAGCCGCCUAUUUCCUUGCUAUAUUUCCUUAUAUUGUACUCUUCAUAUUAUUAAUCAGAGCUGUUACACUAGAAGGAGCAGGAAAAGGCAUUAUGUUUUUUAUAACACCUGACUGGAACCAAAUUUUAAAAAUCAAGGUAUGGUACGCAGCAGUGACACAGGUAUUUUUCUCCCUUUCUGUGUGUUCAGGCGCCCUCAUCAUGUUUGCUUCCUACAAUGGAUUUAAACAAAAUGUAUAUAGGGAUUCUAUGAUUGUCACCAUUCUGGAUACUUUUACUAGUUUAAUCUCUGGUAUUACAAUAUUCGCCGUACUGGGUAACUUGGCUCAUCAGCUUGGAUACGAUGAUAUUAGUGAAGUAAUCGGUUCAGGCGGAACUAGUCUGGCCUUUAUUUCUUACCCAGAUGCUAUAGCCAAAUCUCCAUUUGCGCCGCAGCUUUUUUCCGUUCUAUUCUUCUUGAUGAUGGGCGUAUUGGGUAUCGGGUCGGGAGUAGCGUUGCUCUCCACUAUAAAUACCAUACUAUCGGAUGCUUUUCCAAAGAUUCCUACCAUUUACAUGGCGACUGUGACCUGUGCUGUUGGUUUCUUUGUAGGACUCGUUUACGUGACGCCGGGCGGACAGUAUAUAUUAGAGUUGGUGGAUUAUUAUGGAGGAACGUUUAUGCGUCUGUUCGCAGCUAUAGCAGAAACUAUUGGAGUAUUCUGGAUUUAUGGUUUGGAGAAUUUGUGCAUAGACAUAGAAUUCAUGCUUGGAAUUAAAACCUCUUUUUAUUGGCGAAUCUGUUGGGCCAUCGUGACACCUCUGAUGAUGAUCGCUGUGUUUAUGUACGCCAUGGUCACUUCAGAAGCUUUGGUGUUUGGUGAUGAUUAUACAUAUACAAAGUCAGCAUACAUUGCUGGUAAUUGUAUGCAAUAUGUGGGGAUGGCCUUGAUUCCUCUAUUUAUUUUUAUAGCAUUUUGGAAAUAUAGAUCUAUUAACUGUGUCGAGACUGUGAUAAAAUCAUUUAGAAAGAAAAGUACAUACGGUCCACAAGAAACUGACCUCCGAUAUAAAUGGAACGAAUUUUGCCAGGAAGCGAAAUAUGACCGCAUAUUAAAACGUAAAAACUGGCCGCAUCACAUUGGAUUAAGUUUAACUGGCAGUUAUCGAAGAAAAUCUUAAAAAUCUAAUUUAAAUAGAAUUAUGCAUCUCAACAUAAUAAACCAAUAUAACUUUUAUUUUAUAUACUUUAAAAGUUUAAGUGAUAUUCGUAAUUU